This is a messenger RNA of Daphnia pulicaria, 4688 nucleotides long. RefSeq names its product calcium-activated chloride channel regulator 1-like. The record is from RefSeq and is a predicted model, not a curated record. The transcript is spliced from 12 exons. Lineage: Eukaryota; Metazoa; Arthropoda; Branchiopoda; Diplostraca; Daphniidae. The coding region runs from base 402 to 4085 and encodes 1227 amino acids. Gene Ontology annotation, molecular function: protein binding.
UAAAACUUUCAGUUGUGCUCUGUCGUUCAACGAGUGAAGACUUACAUUUCGUUCGCUCUCACAAUUUAUUCCAGCUCACUUCUUCAUUCUAUUUUUUAAAAAAUUUAUUUAAAAAAACAUCGGUGUGUGUAGAGUGAGCGUCUACAAUUACCAACAAAUCGAUCGAAGUCCAUCAAGUGCUGCCACUACUAAUCCACCCUCGUGUGUCUGUGUGUGUGUGUGUAAUACCUUAAAGUGUGUUCUAUUUCCAAAACUUUUUGCUACUUAACCCUCAACAAAAAAAAUUAAAUUCAUGUCCGACAAUUGAACCAAUUCAAAUUGUCUCCAAACUAUUUUUAAUUUUGGGCGUAAAUCAAAAGUGGUGGAAUUGUGGUGGUGUGUAGUAGACUUGUCGAAUCGAGAUGGCGUUCAUCACGUGGUGUUGUACAAUGUUGUGUUUACUGGGCGUCUUGACGACGGACAGCAGCGCCGCGACGCUGACGUUCCAUCAAGGUGGAUACAAUCACUUGCAAGUGGCCCUAGCCCCGCAGACUCCAGUUCCGGCCAAUUGCUCCCAAAUGCUCCACCAGCUCGAGAUGGUCAUCAGGGAAUCGUCACGGCUGCUUCAUCAAGCGACGGACGGACGGGCUUUUAUCCGCAGCGUAUCCGUCGUCUUGCCAACCGGAUGGACCAGCUCCGACUGCGGCCGAAAUGUUAGCCGCACUCGUCUGGAAUCUUACGGACAGGCCGACGUCAAAGUGUCGGCGACGGCUCAUCCGCUCUUCACCGGCGGAGCCGACGCCCUUUGGACCCAGCAGUCGCGCGACUGCGGACAAAUGGGCGACUACAUUUCGGCCGGACCCGAUUUCUUCUUCAAAGCCACGACGACGCCUUCCGCCUCCGCCAACGUCUCGGAUGUCUGGAUCAGAGGUCGACGCUUCCUCAGAGAAUUCGCAAAGUACCGGUACGGAGUGUUUGACCUGAACGAACGCACAGGAGCGGCCGCCGAGCAGGACGGACUUUUUCCCGAUUUCUUCUGCGUCGGUGGACCGUCUACACCAGCGGCGGCGGCUUCCGCAUCCAACGCCACCGGCCGAUCCAUCCAAUCCGCCCGCUCUUCCGACUGCGACAAUUCAUCCAACUGCCUUAAUACAACCACCUCAUCCACUUCGUUCACCGCCGCGACCGCUUUUUGCGAUGCUUCGCUGCACGACGAUAUGGCGCCGACCCAGCAGAACCUCCUCUGCUUCGGCCAGAGCGUCCGGGACGUCGUUUUCGGCCACCAGGACUUGAGAACAAUGAACGGUCAAAUGUUCAACCGGCUGGAAACUGUUUUCCAUUACAAACAAGCGGCCCUGCCACGUUACGUUUUGGCCUUGGACAAGAGCUCACCGAUGGACGAACGAGAUCACUGGAAGUACGUGAGGAGCGCCACCAGGAGAUUGGUGCUGCACGAUUUGGCCGACGAAACGGAACUGGGCAUUUUGAGCUUUGCAGACUCGGUCCAGAUCCAUACCGAAGGCCAAAAUGGGCCCAUGGUGAGGCUGGGCAGUCCCGGAAGUCGUGAGCAAGUCGCCUCGGCCAUUCCCGUCUUCAUCUCCAUGCCGUCCAACGGCGGAUCGGCAACGGGUUCCGUCCAGGAAUCCUGUUUAACUUGUGCCUUAGCCGAAGCCAUCGCGAUGCUGGAACGUGGAGGAGCUUCGUCGGCCGGCGACGUUAUCGUAUUGAUAACGACAGGUUCGUCGAGCGGCGACCAGGUGCAGAGCGCUCUGGCCCUGGCCAGCCGCAAACAAGUUCGCGUUUCGGUGGUGGCCUUCGCCUACGUCCCGACGCCUGGAACCCACCGAGCGGGAGCCUUGCGCAAUCUCCAAUCUCUGGCCGAAGCCACCGGCGGUCGGAUGACGGCCGUCGCCAGCAAAGGAGUUGGUACCAUGUCGCACAUUUCCAUGCUCAUCGAACUGGGCGACGCUCUCCUGACCACCCUGGACUUCCACCAAGGCAGCGACAAUGUCCCGACUCUGGUGCACGAGCAAGAAUUUGGCAGCGAGUCGGCCAGCGGCUGGGUCAACGGAACUUUUUACAUGGACCCUUCCCUGGGCCGGGACACCGUCAUGGCCGUCUACUUUUAUUCCCGCGACUUCAACACGCACGUCGGAGACAUCCGACUCGUCUCCCCUGACGGCGUCGAGCACCGCGGCAUCUCUGAAACGGCCAUGGCCAGCCUUUACGUCACGCCACUUGAACCUAUCGAGAAGUCUGGAGUUUGGCGCUAUUCGUUCGACAGGCGAUCGCAGAGUCACCAAUCGCAUUUCGUGAAAGUCACGUCAAAACUGAAGGCCCGGUCGACAACAUCCGCAUCUCUGCAACAACAGCGGGGACCUUUGACGGCCAAACUUCGCAUUGUUCCUCCGGCCGUCGGCGAUGCCCCCUUCAUUUUAUUGGCAACGGUGAAAUCUGGUGAAUUGCCAGUUUUGGACGCCAGAGUUCGGGCUAUUAUUCAAUUUACCGGAACGCCAGCCAAUCAAGAUUCCUCCAGCAACAACACACUGGUCCUGGACCUGUUUGACAACGGCAACGCAGAUCCUGAUAUCACUCGAGGCGAUGGAGUUUACUCUCGUUAUUUCGGUAAAUACUUUAGAGGCACUGGAACCUAUUCCAUCACACUGUCCGUCGAUGCCAUGGACGGAAGGGCCUACACGAUCCGCACAUCUCCGACCUCCAAACAAAUUGAUUCGGUUGAAUGCUGCGGAAGCGUGAUUCGAGUGCCACUGGAACGCCGUGAAUUGACUGGAGCCUUCAGUCGACUGGUUCCGGGUGAAGUUAUCAGCGCCGGAAGUAGCCAAUUUGUCAGCUCUCCAUCCUUGGCAGCCAACUCGACGACUUUUGGACAAGAGCCGGAAGCUUUGGACAUCCUUCCACCGUCUCGAGUCACCGAUCUGCGCGUUCAUGUCGAACCGACAACUCAGCGAGUCACUUUCCAGUGGACAGCCGUCGGCGACGAUUUCGACAUUGGCACAGCUUACACGUACGAACUACGAUUGGCCUCAAACAAAACUUGGCUCAAAGUGCCGUCGACGUUCCAGCAAGCCGAAACUCUUCCGGCCCCGACUCCGCGUCUCAGUGGCGACCCGAUGGAUUUGACUCUGAUGGAUUUCGAUCGCUACGAUCGCUGGUUCUACGCCGCCAUUCGGGCCGUCGACAGACGCGGCAAUCGAGGCCGAGUUUCCAAUUUGGUUCAAUUGUGGAUGCCCAGCCCACCUACCACCACCACGACGCCAGCGCCCGUCUGGCCGGCCACUUCCUUGUCUGUCAACGACGUUCCGCCUCAGUGGUUCGCCGGCGGCGGUCUCAGCACUGUCCACUGGGCGGCCAUUGUGGCCGGCAUCUGUGUGGCUUUGCUCAUCCUCGUCCUGGCCGUUUACUUUGUCAUCGCGGCCAAGAGGCGCAAGGACAAGGAGCAGAACAGCAAAUCCGGGCCGCCCAAAUUCGCCUACGUCCCCACGACGGUCAGCAGCGCCUUGUAUCCGGCGCCAGAGAAUAACAAGAGCGUCUCGACCAUCGACUUGGCUUCCGUCGACCAGAACAAGGAGAUUCUCAGCCAAUACCAAUCGGGAGCCGUCACCAUCUACGACGGACGCACCGUUCCAGUCCACUGGAGCGCUUCCCAGCUCCUUCAGGAGCACGAGCGUCGUCACAGCCCCUGCGGGCAGAACGAGCCCUCCGAUCAUUUCACGGCGCCCAACGACUCGGCUUUCAUCAGCGGCAGCUACCACUUGAAUUCCGGCAGCGCCAUCUACGGCGGAAUGAUCCAUCCCGACCAGCAGAACAUCUACACCCAAUCGUCGGCCUCGGCCACGCCACCCUCGGCCGAUUACCGGCCGUACUCGGUCGACUACGAAGGAUCGUCCUCGGUGGAUCAGGACGGCGGCUACUAUCCAACAACAACAGCGGCCGCCCACAACAACAACACGAAAUCCCGUCCGCCGACGUUCCCCAAACCGACUUCCGUCAACGGGACGGGUCGACUCUUGUCCCACCUGCCGCUCCACGGAUCCUUCACGUCGUUGGCCUCUGAACGCAAAAAGCGCAACGUCACUCAAGUCUAAAAAUCAAUUGAACCACCACUCCGUAUGUAGGGGCUGUGUGUGUGUAAAUACGGAAAGAUCUUCUAGUCGACGGUCGUGACUUGACGUGACCAUCUUGAAAAAAAAUAAGAAAAAAACAGAUGACUAUCCAACAACAACGUAUCUGCUUUCAUGGUGCUCUUUUCAGGUGUGUGUGUGUGUGUAACUCGGUCGCUUUUUGUAAUCAAUGGAUCGUUUUUUUGAAAAGAAAAAUCAUUUCUCUUUGUGUGUUUAAUACUCUUGACGCAUAUUCUGAUGCCCAAUGUUUGUGUUUUGCCCAUCUAUUUUGUGUUUGAGUGUGUGCGGAAUGGACAGGAUAAUCGACAAUUUGUACAGUUAUUAUGAAAUCCGCGCUAGAGCGAUUUACCCCGACCAUUUGGCUAUUUUCGUUUAUUAUUAUUAUUAUUAUUUUUUGGCCCCUUGAGAUGGAAUUUGCAUCUGAUGGUGUUUAUCAAGUGCUAUAUAUAUAUAAUAUUGAAAUUUGUCAAGUCACUGCUGUGUGUAUCAUUCGUUUGCUUUUGAACGAACACAAUUUCUCACCGUUUGCUUUUUGUACGAUCAAUACAAUUUUGUGUAGAAAUAUUA